Molecule: messenger RNA, 419 nt
Organism: Paramecium sonneborni
Lineage: Eukaryota; Ciliophora; Oligohymenophorea; Peniculida; Parameciidae
Source: the annotation of a GenBank genome assembly
AUGAAAACAGUGUGUUCAUUACUGAAAGAGAUAGUUUUAGUGAAGAAGAGCAUCUAUAUUAACACAGUGAGUAUGAUUAAGUUGAAUUUUAGCUAUCCAAUCACAGUUAAGCUGAGGUUGACAUCAAAUCCUAUUAUAUUUACAAAAAAAGUCCUUUAAUAAAAAAGAAAAAGUAAGGCCGAUACAAGAAUGUGCCUUAUACAUUUGGUCUACAUUUUAGAUAUUGGAUUGAAACAGAAGUAGGAUCCAUUAAAUGUCCAGUGGUUUAAAAAUUCAUUUCUAAAAGUAAAUCCAAUCCUAUGUAUCAUGAUGGUUUUAAAGAUUUUAAUGAUCUAUUCUAAAACUCAUGUAUAGGUAGAUAGCUAGAUUAAAUUUUCUUUGGAUAAAAAGAAAUGGGUUUAAUAUCUAUGAAAUAAUGA